Orussus abietinus is the source of this 567-nucleotide messenger RNA. RefSeq names its product neuropeptide-like protein 31. The record is from RefSeq and is a predicted model, not a curated record. Bases 32 to 379 code for a protein of 115 amino acids. The transcript has 4 exons. NCBI's taxonomy places the organism in Eukaryota, Metazoa, Arthropoda, Insecta, Hymenoptera, Orussidae.
CUCCAGGAUCUUCAGAAAUCAAAGGAAAAAAAUGUUCAAGCUUCUCUGUCUGCUGGUCCUCGUGGCUAUGGCCAUGGCAGCGCCUGAAGAAUUGGCGAGAACUCAACGCUCGCCUGCUUAUGGUGGAGGUUAUGGCGGGUAUGGAGGAUAUGGAAGCGGUUAUGGAGGAUAUGGAGGAUAUGGAGGAUACCCGGGAUACGGAGGAUACGGAGGAGGAUACCCAGGGUACGGUGGUCAUGGAGGAUACCCACAAUUGCAAGGUGGAAGCAGUUCUUUCGCCCAAAGUUCUGCAAAGUCGGGCGCUAUUAGCGGACCUCAUGGUAGUACGUCUUUUGCAAACUCACAGUCUAGUGCUGGAUCCGGUGCCUAUGGACGAUAAUCAUUGACAAGGCUCGAUUGACGAAUAAACGACCUAAUGAAGGCAAAAAGUAUUACAUCGUUUGGAAGGAGUUGAGAGAAACUGACAAGAGUAGUUCACAUGCAUUACAUUACUUGAGGUUAAUUGUAAUUUUGUCUGCACAUUGUGCACUUUCCUUUUGCUGAGCGUAAUAAAGCGAUAUACACGAA